This is a messenger RNA of Rubroshorea leprosula, 717 nucleotides long. The record is from the annotation of a GenBank genome assembly. NCBI's taxonomy places the organism in Eukaryota, Viridiplantae, Streptophyta, Magnoliopsida, Malvales, Dipterocarpaceae.
UAAAAAAUCUUACAUGCCAAAAAUGGACCGAUGUUCUCUUAUUAUUUUCUGCUUUCUUGUGGCAUCAAUCCUCUUCAUAGCUGGAGUUCAAAGUAAGCUGUCUCUUUCCUUAUUUAUGGAAUUAAUUAAAAUUUAUCAAUAACCUUUCUUACUGAAUAGUUUUGUGGUUGCGGCUGUAUGUGUAUAUGUUCCCAAGGUGGCAAUGAACAGAGCAAAGGCCAAAAUUCUAAGCAUUCAUCACCUACUGCUCCAAGUCAAGGGCAGAAGAAUCCACCCGCGGCUCACCAAAAUUCUCCAUUUAAUUCAGGGAGCGCUGAAGUUUGUAGUAAUUAUGCUGCACUCAACGGAAAUAAUAAACCUACGAAGAGUUGCUAUCCAGCCUAUCCUAGAACUACUGGUCGUGGAGAACCUAUCAGGUGUAUUCCGGGCCGAGGAUGCAGGGGGGGCUGAGGAACUAAGAGCAAGCAACAAUAUAAUAAAAGCUUAACCACCCCUUUAGUUUUUUUUUUGCUGCUUUGUUUUUUAAGUUAGUUUUUGGAAAGCAUCCAUAUUUUGCAAGUUGUUCUUCUAUUUCGAUUUGCCCAAGAAAAGUGCAGUUUGGGCAAUGAUUUAAAUCCUCUCGAUGAUUCUUCUUUUUGUUUUGAUUUCUUUAGGGUGUUUUUAUAAUUUUGUAAUCCGACUGAAGAAUGCAGUUUGGAUUAAAAAAAAUUCUCUUAA